AUGCUCUCUCUGGGGGGAGGAACUCAGCACCCACACAGGGUGAGGGGGGAGGAGGGGGAGGAGGUGAGGGAGGUGAGCAGUGAGGAGAGGGAGGUGAGGAGUGAGGAGAGGGAGGUGAGGAGUGAGGAGAGGGAGGUGAGCAGUGAGGAGAGGGAGGUGAGGAGUGAGGAGAGGGAGGUGAGCAGUGAGGAGAGGGAGGUGAGCAGUGAGGAGAGGGAGGUGAGGAGUGAGGAGAGGGAGGUGAGGGGUGAGGAGAGGGGGGUGAGGGGUGAGGAGAGGGAGGUGAGGAGUGAGGAGAGGGAGGUGAGCAGUGAGGAGAGGCAGGUGAGGGGUGAGGAGAGGGAGGUGAGGGGUGAGGAGAGGGAGGUGAGGGGUGAGGAGAGGGAGGUGAGCAGUGAGGAGAGGGAGGUGAGGGGUGAGGAGAGGGAGGUGAGGGGUGAGGAGAGGGAGGUGAGGGGUGAGGAGAGGGAGGUGAGGGGUGAGGAGAGGGAGGUGAGCAGUGAGGAGAGGGAGGUGAGGAGUGAGGAGAGGGAGGUGAGGGGUGAGGAGAGGGGGGUGAGGGGUGAGGAGAGGGAGGUGAGGAGUGAGGAGAGGGAGGUGAGCAGUGAGGAGAGGCAGGUGAGGGGUGAGGAGAGGGAGGUGAGGGGUGAGGAGAGGGAGGUGAGGGGUGAGGAGAGGGAGGUGAGCAGUGAGGAGAGGGAGGUGAGGGGUGAGGAGAGGGAGGUGAGGGGUGAGGAGAGGGAGGUGAGGGGUGAGGAGAGGGAGGUGAGGGGUGAGGAGAGGGAGACACUGGUUCAGAUCCACUUCCUGUGCGUCUGGCCCAGUUUCCUGUCUGCGGUGGAACAUGCAGAGGUGGAAGUCUGA
Messenger RNA from Knipowitschia caucasica, 864 nucleotides. The record is from the annotation of a GenBank genome assembly. Lineage: Eukaryota; Metazoa; Chordata; Actinopteri; Gobiiformes; Gobiidae.